Tetrahymena thermophila SB210 is the source of this 657-nucleotide messenger RNA. RefSeq names its product transmembrane protein, putative. The transcript is spliced from 2 exons. NCBI's taxonomy places the organism in Eukaryota, Ciliophora, Oligohymenophorea, Hymenostomatida, Tetrahymenidae. The record is from RefSeq and is a predicted model, not a curated record.
AUGAAAAAGCUGUAAAAAAAAGAGUUUAAAUAUCUGAUAUUGGUUUACAUGAUAAUCUCUAAAAUAUCAAUUAUUUUGUAAAUUUUUUAGUACAUCUAGCUUUAUAACUAAUAAGAUGGAUUUGUGUAUUUGAGUGAUAAAGCAUUUGCUUUUAUAUUUUGUAGUAAUCGAUAUGCGUGUGCCUUGUAUAUGUAGAUUUUUUUUAAAAUGAAAAAAAUCAAAGUAAUUUGUCUGAUUACGUUUUUCUUAGAAGAUAUUUACUUCUUUAGUAGUUUAAAAUAUGAAUUAGAGGAGCAAAAAAAUGAAGAAAUAAUGACCUAAUAAAAUUUAUUGAAUGAUAUUAAUGAAGAAGACUUCAAAAAAAAUAUACCAAAUUAUUUAAAUUGCUGUUAUUAAAUAAUAAUAUUUUAAUUCCUGCUAAAAUUAUCAGUUUCAUUUGGUCUAUUGACAGCGAAACACUUGAAACAAAUUUUAUAGGCCUAUGUGUUAUCAUUUCACUUUCUAUAGACCAUUAGAUUAUUUGGAUGUAUGUGCUAUUCUACUUCAAUUUACUUUCUCAUUUAGAUUCAGCAGGUCUUCCACAAGUACUUAUUCAAGAAACUCUUAUAACUUCACUUAAUUUCCUUGCCUGCGCAACAACAUUUAUUUAAAAUAUGA